UCCUCAACGUGGCUAACUGCGCUGCGUCAGUCUUCAGAACUUUUCUACCUGCGUGAAGCGUUCCGGCAAAUUUCCGCCCAUAAUAAGCAUGGCGACAGCACUUCUGCUCUGAUUGGUUGAAUGCCUUCACCGAAACUUGGGCGCUUUCAGGCGGUAUAAGGAGUGUUUGUCUCUCAGCGGUCAUCUGCCACACUGUGGGUUCUGGACGUGCGAAGGUUUUGGGUUUGCUGGCCUUGCUGUUUCUGAAGACCGGAGGCCGGCUGCCAGGUCUGGAAGAUUUGAAACCUGAGGCUGAGUUCCUUGUAUUCCAAGUUCGGCCUGCAGGGACCUUCGGGGAAGCGUGGAAUGAGAGGAAGGGCGUGCGCCUGGUGAUCAGCCCCUUCGCCCUGCAUGGUCGCGGAGACCCCCCUUUGCCCUGCUGGGUGGAAGGGUUCUGUCGGCUCUUCUGGCCGCAGUUCUGUUGGUUAGAAGUGGAAACUGAUCCCCUGAGAUGGAAAAAGGAUCUUUCCCUCACCCAUCCUCCAGGGGCCCCAAAGAACUUGCAGAUUUAUCUAGUUUCUAGACACGUGUACUUGAAUGUUCAGCGGAGGAGGGCUUAAAUAUUGGAGAAGAGAGCGAAAACAACUAGCAUUUUAAGGGAUUUGUGUCUAUUUCCAAAACUGACUUUCGACCAUCAUCCACCACCGGCUGCUUGGGAUUCGUGAGUGUCUCUUGCCAUCCUGUGGCUCCAACAUGUUCUGUUGGUUAAGUCGGCUCUACCUGGGUUUUUCCACACCCACCGGAAGGAUCACCCACCUGAUCCGGAGUUCUCUCUCCAGAACGCUGGUGCUCACUUCACAGAGGAGAAUUCCAGAAUUCAGUAGCUUUGUUGCUCGGACUAACACGUGUGGAGAGUUGCGUUCUUCUCACGUAGGCCAAGAAGUCACUUUGUGUGGAUGGAUUCAGUACCGAAGGCAAAACAUCUUCCUGGUCCUAAGAGAUUUCCAUGGGCUUGUUCAAGUUGUCAUUCCCCAGGAGGAGUCAACUGCUUCUGUGAGGAAGAUUCUCUGUGAAGCCCCCGUGGAAUCUGUGGUGCAAGUAUCUGGGACAGUAAUUUCCCGACCUCCAGGACAAGAGAAUCCAAAAAUGCCAACAGGUGAGAUCGAAAUCAAAGUUAAAACCGCUGAACUUCUGAAUUCCUGCAAGAAGCUGCCCUUUGAAAUUAAGGACUUUGUGAAGAAAACAGAGGCUCUUCGUUUGCAGUAUCGCUACUUAGACUUGCGAAGUUUCCAAAUGCAGUAUAACCUGCGACUGAGAUCCCAGAUGGUCAUGAAAAUGCGGGAGUAUCUCUGUAAUCUACACGGAUUUGUGGAUAUAGAAACACCAACAUUAUUUAAGAGGACUCCCGGGGGUGCAAAAGAGUUUGUAAUACCAUCGAGGGAACCUGGAAAGUUUUAUUGUCUCCCUCAGAGUCCUCAACAGUUUAAACAGCUUCUGAUGGUUGGUGGUUUAGACAGAUAUUUUCAGGUUGCCCGAUGUUACCGAGAUGAAGGUUCGAGACCAGACCGACAGCCCGAGUUUACUCAGAUUGACAUAGAGAUGUCUUUUGUAGACCAGACUGGAAUCCGGAGUUUAAUUGAGGGCCUGCUCCAGUAUUCCUGGCCCAUUGACAAGGAUCCUGUGGUGGUUCCUUUUCCUUCUCUGACUUUUGCUGAGGCAUUGGCCAGCUAUGGAACUGAUAAACCUGACACUCGCUUUGGGAUGAAGAUCAUAGAUAUUAGUGAUUUGUUCAGAAAUACAGAGGUUGGAUUUCUUCAAGACGCACUUAGUAAACCCCAAGGAGCCGUCAAAGCCAUACGUGUCUCUGAAGGAACAAAAUACUUAAAAAGGAAGGACAUUGACUCUAUUAGAAAAUUUGCAGCUGACCAUUUUAAUCAGGAAGUCUUACCUGUAUUCCCAGAAGCCAAUAGAAACUGGAAUUCUCCAGUUGCUCAGUCCAUACUGGAGGAGCAAAGAUCGGGACUAAUCAGACUAAUGGAAAUCCGAGAGGAUGAUGUGGUCCUGCUGACUGCUGGGGAGCACAAGAAAGCAUGCUCUGUGCUGGGAAAAUUACGACUGGAAUGUGCCGACCUUCUAGAAGCCAGAGGAUUGGUGCUGCGUGACCCAGCUCUGUUCUCUUUCCUUUGGGUUGUGGAUUUCCCACUCUUUCUUCCCAAGGAGGAAAAUCCCGGAGAGUUGGAGUCAGCCCACCACCCAUUCACUGCUCCCCACCCCAGUGACCUGCAGCUCUUAUACACCGAACCCGAGAAGGUCCGUAGCCAACACUAUGACUUGGUUUUAAAUGGCAGUGAGAUAGGCGGGGGUUCUAUCCGAAUUCAUGACGCAGAGCUCCAGCACUACGUUCUGGCAACUUUACUGAAGGAAGAUGUGAACUUGCUCUCCCAUCUGCUCCAGGCUUUAGAUUUUGGGGCGCCCCCUCAUGGAGGAAUUGCCUUAGGGUUAGACAGACUGAUAUGCCUUGUCACUGGAGCACCAAGCAUCAGAGAUGUCAUAGCCUUCCCCAAAUCCUUCAGGGGGCAUGACCUCAUGAGCAGUGCCCCAGAUUCUCUCCCUCCUGAGGAACUGAAGCCCUAUCAUAUCCAGGUCUCCUGGCCAGCAGACUCAGAAGCAGAAAAGAGCUCGUUGAAUCAGCCAUCCCAUCCAGAAAGUUGAGCUUUUGAGUUUUGUCUGCUUGGCUUCCCCAAGGCUGAAAUCAGAUGCAGAGUGCUGCCGCAGGCCUCAUGAGCAGCUCUUCAGGGGGAAGGAAUCCAGACAACAUUCUUGACCACAACAAAGAAACAGAAGGUAUCUCAUUUUGACUUGAUAACACGCUUACUGGGAUUUUUUGUUUGGGACUUUUAUGUAGUUUCUGUUACCUGGACAGGUGUGAAAAUGGCCCUUUGUCUGAGUAAUAUAAUAGCUUAGUGUUUUCUCAUCAUGUUUUUCAUACCUGAAUAGUAGAUCGUUUACGUGAGACAGAGGUAAUCAGUAAUCAGACCAUGUGAAAUGUGGGGAGAUGCUUGCCCCUUUAGUCAAUUGAUAAGGGGGUCAUUUCAACCAGCCUCAUCAAGAGAGUCCUGUAAAGGAAGCUAAAUAGUGAUAUCUCAAUGGUAAGCAUAAUAUAGUGAGAAGCAUCAUGAUAUAAUACCAAAAAAAAAAAAAAAAAAAAAAAAUCACCAAAAUGAAAGUCAUAAAAUCUUGGUGUUUUACCUUGAGCACGUUACAUAAGCCUCCUUUCCUGCUUAUAUGAAAUGGGAACACUGCUUGUCCUGGCUACCUCACCAGGCUGCUCUUGCCAGAACCAGAGGAAAUGAUGUAUGUGGAAGGAAUUGUGAAUAAAAAUAGUUUGAAAAACUAUAAAGGAUUACACAAAUAUAAUAGAUAAUGGUAUUAUUUACCUGUAAACAGAUACUGGUAUAUCUAUAAUCUUACAGUCUAAGAUUAAAUAAAAUUGACAUCUAUGGCAUAAGAGAAACAGUAAUUUUAUUAAUCAGUAUUCUAUUUGUGAUUGUAUUUUUUAAAAUAAUUAUUGGGGUGCCUGGCUGGCUCAGUGGGUAGAACAUACAACUCUUGAUCUUGGGGUUCUAAGUUCAAGCCCUACAUUGGGUGUAGAAGUUACUUAAAAAUAAAAUCUUUGGGAUGCCUGGGUGGCUCAGUGGGUUAAAGCCUCUGCCUUCGGCUCAGGUCAUGAUCUCAGGGUCCUGGGAUCAAGCCCUGCAUCGGGCUCUCUGCUCAGCAGGAAGCCUGUUUCUUCCUCUCUCUCUCUCUCUCUCUGCCUGCCUCUCUACCUACUUGUGAUCUCUAUCAAAUAAAUAAGUAAAAUCUUAAAAAAUAAAUAAAAUUUAAAAAUCUUUAAAGAAAUAAUAAAAUAAUAAUAAUAAUUACUAUUAAUCCAUGAAUAACACUUCUCCUCAAUUAUAAGUAAUUGAAAAUAUUGAUCUUAGGCCAACCUCAGAUAUAUAGAAAAGUGAACACCAAAGUAUUGUAAUUUUCAUAUACAUGCUAUGACAUAAAAGCUUAUAAUCUGUUAAUAAUUAUGAAAUGAACAAGGCCUUGAUGAAUGAAAGUUUUCUUUUCUACUUUAUCUUCACUUUUGCCUUGACAUUCUUUUGAUGUGUAAUUUAGAAGUACCAAGUAUCAGCCCUCUAUCCCUGUUUUAUUUUUCUUGGUGGUCUAAGCAAGUCCUAUAGUUGUUUGUUUGAAAAUAAAAUCAGCUUCCCUUCCAGUUCUAAUCUGUGAUACUCAGUGGACCAAGAGGAGUAUGAGUGUUCUUCCCUGCUGCAGAAAAGUGGUUUGCCAUUAGGUGGAGCUUUUCUCUAAAGUUGGUCCUCGAAUCCAAUCUCCCACCUGUGGGUGUAUUCUGGAGUGAGAAGAUUCUUGCUGGCAGGGCUCUCCAGGUAGCCAAGUCUGCAUACCCUUUCUCAGCAGAGAAUUUCUAGAGCUUCCCUUUAAUAGGUGGGGAAAUGCAGUUUAUGUCCAUUUAUCCCCCGGGGGAUAAACGUAAUUCACUAUUGACUGUGUAAAGCCUGAUUCCAAGCAAAAUGUUGUCUUUUAUCCUGGAAAUGAAAGCUCCAGAAGACACCUAAAAUCCGGAGAAUAUUUUCUAGGCUGCAAAUACCAAAGGUCCCCAGUCCUCAGAAGUCAAACAAUCCUGUGUUGUUAUCUCGAAGACUUAGUCCUUUUGGGCAUCACUGGGCUCUUCUUCAGUCUUGCCUCUCGGGGGAAAAAAAAGCAAAAUAAUUUUAUUAAAUAAUUUUAUUAAUCAGUA
Mustela lutreola (European mink) is the source of this 4786-nucleotide messenger RNA. RefSeq names its product aspartyl-tRNA synthetase 2, mitochondrial (gene DARS2). Gene Ontology annotation, cellular component: cytoplasm; mitochondrion. The record is from RefSeq and is a predicted model, not a curated record. Gene Ontology annotation, biological process: aspartyl-tRNA aminoacylation. Lineage: Eukaryota; Metazoa; Chordata; Mammalia; Carnivora; Mustelidae. Gene Ontology annotation, molecular function: aspartate-tRNA ligase activity; nucleic acid binding; ATP binding. The transcript is spliced from 17 exons. Bases 733 to 2691 code for a protein of 652 amino acids.